This is a messenger RNA of Anopheles maculipalpis, 1464 nucleotides long. It is a transcript of the gene S6KL, whose product is annotated as serine/threonine-protein kinase S6KL. Gene Ontology annotation, molecular function: protein serine/threonine kinase activity; ATP binding. Gene Ontology annotation, biological process: protein phosphorylation. The record is from RefSeq and is a predicted model, not a curated record. The transcript is spliced from 9 exons. NCBI's taxonomy places the organism in Eukaryota, Metazoa, Arthropoda, Insecta, Diptera, Culicidae. The coding region runs from base 37 to 1452 and encodes 471 amino acids.
GCGUGCUUGUUCUUGCGUCCCGCUGUCGCGGCCUGUAUGGGCAACGGGGACAUCCGGGCUACCGAGCCUGCGAUAAGCUGCGACAGCAAUAACGUACUACGCGAAGAGGAAGCGGAUAGCGGCCAUAAUCCGGUAUUGGGAGAACGCGAGCGAAGGAAGAAGGAUCGGGUCGUGUCGUUACAGCACCCACAAUCAGCUGACGGUGCGAAUUUGGGUCUGGUUGGACGGUGGUACCAUGAAACGUUAGCACAUCGCCGCACCAUCAUCCGGCUGCAUGGUGCUGUCUCGCGGGUGGCGAAUGUAUUGCGCACCAACUUUUCCCGCCAACAGGACGCAACGCGGCGGACACGACCACUGGCAAGGAUUUCACGACGACGGUGGCUUCAAACGACACGGGAUAGUGAGACAGCGCUGCUGAAAAGUUGCUGGCCAGUACCGCAAACCGAACGACUCUUUUUGUACACCUUUCCGAUCGACGAGCAUCGGUCGGAGCGAUACGUUUGCCGUACGCAUCUAGCCGAUGGUGCGUUCGGGCGGGUGUAUCGCGUACUGGAGGACGGUACACAGCAGUAUGGUGAUGGGAAGCGUGCCAAUCAGCAGCAUUGGUACGCUUUGAAGGUGUUGCAAAAGUCCACCAUCGUUCGGUCUAAUGCAGUUGGGCAGGUAAGGGACGAGGUGAAGAUACAGACAAUCUGUGGGCAUCAUCCGUUUAUAGUGCCGUGUAUCGAUUAUUGGCAAAAUCGUACGAGCAUAUUUCUGUUGUCCAAAUUUUACAGCAACGGAGAAUUAUUUCACCGACUAAAGACUUUCACCGUACGGUUGGUGCAGCUAUAUGUGGCGGAGCUAGCCUUAGCCAUUGAUUUUCUACACAACGCCGGCAUCAUCUAUCGCGAUUUAAAGCCGGAAAACAUACUGCUCGAUGAUCGCUUCCACAUCAAACUGAUCGACUUUGGGCUUAGCAAGUGGCUAAGCAUCGGCAGCCGGACGACCACGCUCUGCGGCACGAUACAGUAUAUGGCGCCAGAAAUUCUGCAUGGACUCCCGUACGGACAUGCCGUCGAUUGGUGGGCACUUGGGGUGUUGGCGUGCCGGAUGUACACCGGGCGGUACCCAAAUAUGGAUCCGACCGAGUACCUAGCGGUAGCGACAUCACCGCCAACGGCUCAACCUUCCUCCGCCUACACGAGUACCACCAUCAACAAUCCGACCAAAGGGGAGCGACUGUUGCCAGAAUCGGUCGAUCGGUUAGUGCCAGAAGGACGCGAUUUGCUGCAGCGAUUGCUUCAACCAGACCCAAAGGAUAGGUUACGGUCGCUGCUGCAGCUGCAACGUAUCGCCCUCUAUCAACACUACCGGUGGGAAGAUGUACGCAGUAUGAAGAUUUCACCGCGCGAUCUGUUUGAUGAUCAGUGCCUGACGGAAGUGGAAGACGUAUCGUUUCCGGAGUUCUAGUGAAAAUCGUGA